Molecule: messenger RNA, 2577 nt
Organism: Paramacrobiotus metropolitanus
Lineage: Eukaryota; Metazoa; Tardigrada; Eutardigrada; Parachela; Macrobiotidae
Exons: 9
Coding region: 996-2213 (405 amino acids)
Source: RefSeq, a predicted model, not a curated record
CUUUGAGUUCCUAGUCGUACGUUUUCUCAUGUUGAACUCCCAGUAUAGUACACAGCGAUUAAGUAGAAAUGCUGUUUUGUUUAUUGUUACUUACUUGUCACUAAUAAUUAUUCAUACUGCCGGCUAAUUCUGGCGCGAGAUCGACUUUUUAGCGGUACAACAUAUAUCGGACUUCCCGAGUUUUGCCAGUUGCUUAUGCUUACAGUUAGUAAAAAAGGUGCUGCAGAAAGAAUGAUGAAGGUGUUGCUGUUUUUUGCACUGGCAAUUUCUUCCGGGACCACCCAAAACCUCAACUAUUCAAUAUUCAACCAAGUGCUGGAUUCUCUUCCACGACAGGAUGAAGUCCCGCGCACAUCUUGGCGUGAAAUAGAAGGUCAUGCUUCACAAGCCACACUGACUUUGUGUCCGGAUGUGGUAGAUUUUUUUAAUCAUACAAAUUUCGGUGUUACGAAUGAGACAGUAUGGCACGGUACAAACGUUACCCGGACUCGGAAUAUCGACGAUGGGAUGCGCUAUUACAAUUUGCAGCGCCUGCAGGGCACUGAGGCCCUGCGCUUCUAUAUACGCUCCACAAAAACCGGCCAGAUGGCUGGUAUGCCGAUUCAUGCAAUUUUUUUACGACAACUCAGAUCCUUCCUCCAACUGCCGGAUGCUAUGGGAACUCAUCAGGUUGCCGUUCAUAUUAACGGUCUUUCGGUAACCGAACUAGAGGAUGCCCUUACGUAUGCUUGGGGAGGAGCUGACUCGACAAGUAGGGACCUGCGCGCCCAAAUCGUCUUCCUUGAAAACGGCACAAUGUAUUUUUCAGGAAACGGGAUACCACUGAUGGUAAUCCUGUAUAUUCUUCGAAUUCCUAACCCUCCGAAAAUGGUUGCGGUGCCAAACUUAGUACCGCACCAAACGUUGUCCGCAAAUGCCUCAGUACGUCAGCUGAAGAAGGUACAGUAAUUCCUCCUUCAGUCGAGGACUUCCGCCAGCUAUUGCAAACGAAAGGCAUGAUCUUACAUUACGACACGCCCAUGUUUACUGGAGCCGGAUCCAGGGCUUUCUUGAAGGCGAACCAGACGUAUCGGGGAUCAGAGUCAUAUCGCGCAAAGAAUGACCUUUUCGAACUGGCUAUGCAAGAACGAGCUAAGCGAGGCUGUCUCAAUGAUAGUGCCGCUGAUAUUGUGGAUGUUCAUCUGGGCAACAUGGCUGCGCAGUGGACUAUCCUUUCCAGGACAAAUGGCUCCUAUUCCCAGAUCGUUGCAUCGCCAUUGAGUUUUGCACUGACAGUGAAUAAAGAACUGUAUGUCGGACAGCUGAACUUAAAUUCCCUGAAAGAGCAGAAAUAUGGAGACCGGUACCACAUGCCCUCAAGAUUCGAAAAUUUAUAUGCCGCCGUCGGUAAACUGCAUUGGUCAAAAACAUUGGAACUGGAUCCACAAUAUUCAUUCCGCAUGUACCUUGAUCGACCGCUUCAUGUCCAGUUGAUGCCGCUGCUGGAAUCGGUGCUGACUCAACGCUUGAACAGAACUCUGCAAGGUGACCGCCAGUUUGCUCAGGAGUUGCACGUGGUACUAUGGGAUCUGGAUCCUGAGGGUUACGUCGUUAACUUUUUUGUCCUCGGGUCCUACAGUAGCCGAAGUCCAGUUUUGGCAUUAGAUGCCAGAUUGACUUAUGCUCAAAUUAUCUAUGACAAACUCAACAACGCUUCCAUCAAUCUGAACACAACGGAAUUUAAUAAUACGUACACCCUCAGCAAAGCUCCUCCCGUUGGUCUGACGGAGGAUGGGAAAAGACGGUAUAAAUCUAUCGUCACAGAAAGCUGUCAAAAUGGUAUAUCGGAUGAAGAAUGCCCAGUGGACAGCACAUUCAGUUUGUAUGUGGAAUCGGCCAUACGCGAUCCGUUUUCUUAUAUCUUCCGACGUCCCACGGAAACGUCCGUAUUUCCGAAUUCGUCCACUGUUCUCAAUAUUGUCCAAACGGCAUUUGCUAAGGCGAAUCCCGUAACGAUUAAUGGGCUUUCUCUGACGAUCGCCCUGACGGAGCGGGAUGAUACUCUCCAGACUGUGGAAGGAUUUGAUGCCGCCAAGUACACAUUUUCCAUAUCUUAUCCGAACAUGGACACCGGGAGAUAUUGGAAAUUGUGGCGUUACCCAAGCAUCAGCGAUCUGAAUCUUCUAUUGAAUACUACGGCCGCCGUUCGCGUUGUUGAGUCUCGAACAUUUUAAAAUGCUCGCAUUGUAGUUUUACGGAAAUACGAGUAUGUGAUUAAAUCGUCAGGCAUUAUGGUUAGCGCGAUGAAUUCGCGUGUUAGUAGGUUAUGCACCGACUGAGGCUGACAGAGAUCAGAAGUCUAUCGCGCGGUAAAUUCCUAGAAUGUUAUUUUUUCUUUUUUUGAGAACGAAGGUGUAUAUGAUGCCUUUAAGCUGGAAUGAUGCUAUGUGUUUUUACUGAACAACUUUUUUCUCUCAAUCGCCAGUCGCAUUCUCAGUCAGUCUGCGCCGCAUUCUCAAAUUGUUUAAUUCCGCGUAAAGAAUUUUGAACAACUAGUCACUCAAAUGUACCGAUCGCGUAAGACAGUUCUUCCCGAAA